AUGACAGCAAGUGUGUCUUCAAGCCCUCAGUACAAGGCUACUUCUGCAAACAGGCAGACUAUGCAUUUGUCAUCCUGGAAAAUUUAGACACCAGCAUGGUCAAGCAAGAGCUGUUUCCAGUAGUAGCAGUGACUGGCAGCUUUAUGGAUACCUUCAGUGACGGAGCUUCAGAUGCAUCGUGUCGUUCUGCACAGCACCCUUCUGCUCUCUUCUCUGUACUGCCAACCACCAGACUCACAACAGUUUGUUUCCCAGACCUAACGCCUCUGAUUUUCAGACUCUACCUCCUCAGUGGGCAGAACUCAACCAGACUGCCCCUUGCUAUUUUCUACAACGAACCCCUCAGCCUUCGUGUCUUCACUGAAGGGAAAUAUAUCUCUCCAACUCCAUCUUCCUUCUCGUGGAAUGAAGGGGCAGGAACCAAUUAUUUUAGCUUUGAGGACAAUCUUCUCUAUGUCCUUCUUCAUGAAGAGGAGCCUGUAGAAAUAGUCACUGGCCUUUCUCUUCAUGUGGCUUUCACUGUGACUGAGACCACUGGGGAAGAGGGUGAGGCAAAUAUCAUGCAUCAAUUGGCUGAUUUCUUGCAGGUUGGUCAUGAUCAAGUCAGAAUAGUCUAUCGAGUGCCAGGAGGUGAAAGCAUGUUGGAAGUCAUCUCAGACAAUGCUAGCAAAAAGAAAUAUCACUGCCCCAACAUGACGUUUUGCACGACCUUUCAUAGCAGAUCUGGAUCAUGGGGACGAGGGAGAGCAGCAGUAAAUGCUCGAGUUGUGCAGUCGUCUGAUGCAGCUGGUCCAUCAAAAGUGCUGAUUUUUGAAUUUGGUGAUCCACCAGGCCACCAAAUAAAUGAGUUCCAGCGUUCCUUAACAAUUGACAGUUUAAAGAUCCUGGCUAGUGCAGUUAUCAAUGCUCAUCAGACUGGAGACCUUCAGACAGUCCUGGGCUUACCGGUUGAUACUAUAAUGGUGAAUCAGCCUGACUUACUGUUCUCAGGAAGAGAUAAUAGGAGCUGGAAGCUUUCCUCAGUGUGCAAGAGCUCGCCAUCCCCCAGCGAAGCUACUUAGGAAAGGAAGCUGAAGACAGCUGUG
Molecule: messenger RNA, 1085 nt
Organism: Lagopus leucura (white-tailed ptarmigan)
Lineage: Eukaryota; Metazoa; Chordata; Aves; Galliformes; Phasianidae
Product: fibrocystin-like
Exons: 2
Coding region: 96-1061 (321 amino acids)
Source: RefSeq, a predicted model, not a curated record